Molecule: messenger RNA, 1416 nt
Organism: Diaporthe batatas
Lineage: Eukaryota; Fungi; Ascomycota; Sordariomycetes; Diaporthales; Diaporthaceae
Exons: 2
Coding region: 1-1416 (471 amino acids)
Source: RefSeq, a predicted model, not a curated record
AUGAGAUUGACUAACAUUGUCUUUCUUUGUGCCGCCUCGGCCGGAGCUGGCGCUUUUGCGCAAGCAGACGAGGUCGAUGUGCUCAUUGUAGGGGGAGGUGCCACGGGGGCUUAUGCAGCUGUCCGAAUCCGUGAGGACUUUAACAAGACUGUCUUGGUCGUCGAGAAGACAAAUCGAAUGGGCGGCCACGUUCACACAUACUCUUCGGGCAAUGAUCGCCCGGUCAACUAUGGCGUUCAAGCAUACCUGAAUCGUCAGACAACUGCAGACUUCUUCAAGCGUUUCGAUAUGGACCUUAUCAACCCUGACCUAACUGACUAUAUCGAACUCUUGUUGUUAACUAAGAACGUUGACUUUGAAUCUGGAACUUCAGUUGAUGUUGACUAUGGCCCAGUCGACCCGCUUGGAAUACCAAUUGCGUUUCUUAGGUACCUGGCGCUGGCCAUUGAGUACCAGCCGUGGUUCGAGAAUGGGUAUUUCAAGACUGGCGAUGUCCCUGGGGAUCUACUAUUACCCUUCGGCGAAUUUCUAGAGAAGCACGACCUUGGAGCUUCCCUUGGCAUUCUUCGAAAUCUACUCUGGCUCUCCGACGCGCUCAACACUCCCACAUGGUUUGUUAUGUCCGUUGCCGGCAAACCACAGAUUGCUGCCUUCGGUCUCGGGAUCACCGGCCCGUCGUUUAAGUGGCCGGAGACGUACUCAUCGGAAACACUGUUCGACCGAGUCCUCACCUUUCUAGGUGACGAUGUCCUGCUGCAAUCUACCAUUGCCUCAAGCCAACGCACUGAUGGUGGUGUUAUUGCCACGAUCCAAACACCUACCGGGCAAAGGACGGUGCAAGCCAAGAGAAUUCUAUUUGCCGCAACCCCGUCUCCUGAUAAUACCGCACCUUGGGACCUGGACGAAAACGAGACAACGCUCUUCAACAAAUUCUCGUGGGAGACACUCUAUGUCGGCGUCGUAAACGGCACGGGUCUCCCUACAGACGUCACCGGAAUCCGCAACUCCCCUGACAACUCCUCAGCUUUCUACCUUCCCGAAGGCUCUUUCUGCGACGCCUUUGACCGCCAGGGAGACCGCGACCUCUGGAGCACACGAAUCAUCGGAGAAGCUGGGCUCUCAGCCAAGGACGCUGAGACACUCAUCAUACAGUCGCUCACCAACAUCGACCAGGCAGGCACAUACGACAUUGCAACACCAGCGGUGGUGGCUUUCGCUAAUCAUGGCUCCACGGUGCCCAAGGUAUCCCCCGAGGAGCUCUCAGCGGGCUUCUUCAACAAGUUGUAUGCUCUGCAGGGACAACGCAGCACAUAUUGGACCGGCCUUGCUUGGGCGCCUGAUUAUACUCCCAUUCUUUGUAAGCAUCACUUUUCACCUUUUACGAAUUCCCGUCUUUCAUGUUUUGGAAUGUUCUAG